AUGGCCGACAUUCUGGCGCCUCGCCUGCGACUGGCCGCUACCAUGAUCCAUGAUACUCGAACCAAGCCAGGCCAGGCCCCCUCCAGUUCUAGCUCCGAAUUCCAAACGCCAGCCGGCCAGCUUUCGGCCACCACCUUCUCCACUGCUGAUGGCCUGCUAUUGAUGCUAUUCUUUGCUCUUCGUGGUGUUCUGCGAGGCGAGGCGGUAGCAUCAUGUAUGAUGCUCGACGGCUUCAACGUCCACGUUAACCAACAACACAAUGCCGCUGAAGAACGCACGGCUUUCCUCCGUCAUCCGGCAGAUACAGUGUUGACCAAGCAGGCUAAGCCGGUUUGUUUCCGCGCAGCACAAGAUUGA
Molecule: messenger RNA, 357 nt
Organism: Trichoderma breve
Lineage: Eukaryota; Fungi; Ascomycota; Sordariomycetes; Hypocreales; Hypocreaceae
Exons: 2
Coding region: 1-357 (118 amino acids)
Source: RefSeq, a predicted model, not a curated record